ACUGCUUGGUCUGGGUUGACUCCCGUAGUGGCGCAAUGGGCUUGUUCCUAAGGCUCUAGGAGUCGCGCCAGCGAUAACCACCGAUAUUGCACGCGAGUCAUCUGGACCUGAGGCCUCCCAUCAGCAAUGACUUGGUCGUCAGCACACAGGGGCAGGCUGGGUACGUGGAAGCGGAUUUCACAGCCCGUCCCCCCGCCCCAACCGGGAUUCGUCCUAACCGAUCCUGUCCUGGUGAAGGAAGCCCAAGCCGAGCCUGGGGAAUGGGUCCCGUUAUCAUCCGAUUAUGCUGGAUGAAACGUGAGGGUGAUGCUGGUCGAGUACCUUGGGGUGGGAAUCGGAAAUCAUGGGGCAGAGGGAUCGAUACGGAUUACCUGGUAAUCUACCGAGACCUCCGACAUGUACCGGGUACUUACGCGACACCACGCCACGGACA
Messenger RNA from Aspergillus ibericus CBS 121593, 433 nucleotides. RefSeq lists its product as uncharacterized. Bases 127 to 294 code for a protein of 55 amino acids. NCBI's taxonomy places the organism in Eukaryota, Fungi, Ascomycota, Eurotiomycetes, Eurotiales, Aspergillaceae. The record is from RefSeq and is a predicted model, not a curated record. The transcript has a single exon.